Messenger RNA from Kalmanozyma brasiliensis GHG001, 1740 nucleotides. RefSeq lists its product as uncharacterized. Bases 1 to 1740 code for a protein of 579 amino acids. The transcript has a single exon. Gene Ontology annotation, molecular function: oxidoreductase activity. The record is from RefSeq and is a predicted model, not a curated record. Lineage: Eukaryota; Fungi; Basidiomycota; Ustilaginomycetes; Ustilaginales.
AUGUCGAGCGCAAACGGCAACGGCAGCCAUGCCAGCAAAGGCAAGAAGCGAGUCAUCGUCGUCGGCGCCGGUGCCUCUGGCAUGUCUGCGUGCCACGCCUUCUCCGCCUCGCCCAACGAGUUCGACGUAACCCUCUACGACAAGCAGUGCACGCUCGGUGGCUCGGCGACCUCCUAUCAGCUCCCCGACCCAGCCAAGUACAAGUCGCAGUACAUCAACGACGGUGUCCAAGGUGCCUCCCCUGUGUUCUACAACACCUUCAAGGUCUUUGAGCAUGUGCUCGGGUUCAAGGCUCAGGAGGUGGGCAUGCAGAUUUCGUUCGGAAAAGGCAAAGAGUCGUUCUGGUCCAACGUCUUCCCCUCCGAGCUCGUCGAGAAGUAUGCCAAGGACAUCAAGAAAUUCGGUACGACACUCAAGACGAUCAAGCGCUUCGAGGUGUUGUUCGCCGUCAUCCCCGUGCACAAGAUGUUGAAAAUGUUCGGCUUCUCGGACGAGUUCGGUGAGCGAAUGGUGUACCCCUUGGUCGCGCUCUUCUUCGGCACGGGCAACGAUACGAAGCACAUCUCGUCUGCCAUCUUGGAGCGAGUCUUCCUGGACCCUAGCAUGCGACUGUUCGAAUUCUCGGAAGACAGUCUGUUGGCUAGCGUGCCAACGAUGAUGGCGUUCCCGGAGCUCGCGCGUGUCUACGCAGCCUGGGAAGACGAGGUGACCAAGAACGGCAACAUUCGCAUCGAGACGAGUCGCGAAGUCACCUCGAUCCAACGCAACACCGCCCUCGCCCGCAAGCAGGGCGGCAACAUUCUUGUCACCUCCCGUCGCGUCGACAAGGACGGCAAGCCUCUCACCACCGGCGAUGAGGACGAACGCACCGAGGUGUUCGACGAGCUCAUUCUCGCCUGUGACGCAGACACGUCGCUCAAGAUCCUCGGUAAGUCGGCCACCUGGAAGGAGCGCAAGAUCCUCGGCUCCAUCGUCUACCGUUGGGACAUUACCACCACGCACAACGACUACGACUACAUGUGCAAGCACUACCAGAUGACCUACGACGCCAAGUACAAUGCCAAGAACCGGGACGACAAGGAGACGAAGGAGAAGUUUGAGUUUGCCGAGAAGAACUGGAAGCCGCUGUACCUGAUCAAGAUGUACGAGGACGAUCCGGCGUUGAUCGAGAUGUCGUUUGAUCUGACCAACUAUCAACCGCAAUUCUCGGGCUCUGGUCCGACGGGACCGAGGGAGCACGGGGCGAGGUCGCCCGAGUCUGCGCCUCCACGCGAGCGCCAGGGUCCCCAUGGCAAACAGGGCGAUUCUCAGGAGAAAGAGCUCUCCCAACUCCCCUCUACCGAUCCCAAAGACCUCAAAGAUCCCCCCGUCGAAGAUCACGUCUUCCAAACCAUCUUCCUCAACAAGGAACUCUCGGACAAAUGGACCAAGGACGAAAUUUCCAAGGACAAGAUCAUCCUCGAGAAGUGGUGGAAGCAACAAUCGCAUCGUUGGACGCACUAUGCCUACGUGGUCCCCUGGCUGUGGCUGAUCAACAACGCCAACCACACCAACUACUGUGGUGGCUGGACGCUGGUCAAUAUGCAGGAGAUCGCCAUUGUCAGUGGUUAUGCGGCCGCAGUUGCUAUUGGGGCAAAGUAUCCGUUCGAGGAGGACAAGGAGGCUGCGAGGUUGUUCAACUUGUAUAAUGCGUUGGCCCAUUUGAGCUUUAAGAACGCCAAGAAGGCGUUGAAGGGUUGA